This is a messenger RNA of Fonsecaea erecta, 765 nucleotides long. RefSeq lists its product as hypothetical. The transcript is spliced from 2 exons. The coding region runs from base 1 to 765 and encodes 254 amino acids. NCBI's taxonomy places the organism in Eukaryota, Fungi, Ascomycota, Eurotiomycetes, Chaetothyriales, Herpotrichiellaceae. The record is from RefSeq and is a predicted model, not a curated record.
AUGAGUCAAAGCCAGGUUGUCGGCCCAGGCCUAUCUGGACUCGCCUCAUGGGCGCUCCAGUUCAGCCCAACCGCCUGGCUCAAGUCGUGGCUCUUGUAUCUGGGGAUCCAGACGCAUGUUCGAGGAACGACAGAGCCCGAAAUGAAGCCAUUGCACAAUAUCUGCGAAUACCUUCACGCCCUUCACAUCUACACGGAUGAGGCUCGACGGGGGGUGGUGAGGACUGUUUCAGCGCAUCACUUUUGCUCGCACGUCAGCAAAGAUCUGCGACAGUGCCUCAUCUACGACUCGUGCAAGCCCGGAGCGAGACUCAUCGGUGUGGAGUUCAUGAUCCCCAAGGCCCGCUACGAGGCUCUCGACCCGGAGGAACAGAAAUACUGGCACUCGCACGAGUUCGAAGUCAAGUCCGGCAUGCUGGUCCUCCCUUACCCCGAGUCUCACAAGCGCCGGAAGGACAAGUGGGACGAGCUGGAGACCAAGGCGAUGGAAGAGGUCGUCACGCUCUACGGCAAACUGUAUCAUUUCUGGCAGGUCGACAGAGGGGACGAACUGCCAUUGGGGCCCCCGACACUCAUGGGCUCUUUGACCGAGUCGACACAGCUCGACGUGGACGUGGCGAUGAAGGAGAGAAACGAGGAGUUGGGGAUCGACCAGCUGGGGAAGCGCCAGCUGAGAGAGAACAUCAGACGCCCGGGGAUCUCGGAGAAUGCAGACAGCUGGUGGAAAGAGGCUCAGCAGAAGAGAGUCGGCAUCUAUGCUUCGUGA